This is a messenger RNA of Neohortaea acidophila, 1851 nucleotides long. RefSeq lists its product as uncharacterized. The transcript has 4 exons. The record is from RefSeq and is a predicted model, not a curated record. Gene Ontology annotation, molecular function: transcription cis-regulatory region binding; DNA-binding transcription activator activity, RNA polymerase II-specific. Bases 236 to 1570 code for a protein of 444 amino acids. Gene Ontology annotation, cellular component: RNA polymerase II transcription regulator complex. NCBI's taxonomy places the organism in Eukaryota, Fungi, Ascomycota, Dothideomycetes, Mycosphaerellales, Teratosphaeriaceae.
CCGCGUUGCGGUUGCGUGUUUCGAUUAGCCAACCUUUUACCUCACCUUUUCCUCUCUUCCCUUUGUAUGGUGUGCUAAGCCUAUCAUCCUCUGCCCUUCCCUAUCAACCCUCCACGCCUUCGUAUGAGCUGCCGUCCUGCCCAUCUCGGUCCCGCCCGUCACUGGCCCUCUAGCCUGCCCUCUCUCCCGAUCUAACUGUUUUGGGUCGCCACACGCUCCGGGUUCCUGCAGAUCGAUGGACCACAGCAGGCCUGGGGCAGAGGACAUGGCUGCCGACACCAAGCUCGAUCCUGCCGGCGAGAACACGCCCAGCAGCAUCGACUCCUCGCCUGAGCCCGAGGCCGGCGCAGAAGCGUCUCAGGAACCCGUGCAACCGCAGAAAAGGAAGGGCGGGCGAAAGCCGAUUUACGCCACUUCAGAGGAACGCAAGCAACGGAAUCGACAAGCCCAGGCUGCAUUUCGAGAACGGCGAACCGAGUACAUCAAGCAGCUUGAGGCUACCAUUAAGCAGAAUGAAGACACUCUCACCACCCUCCAACAAAGCCACCGGACCGCUGCCGAUGAGUGCCUGAUGCUGCGAUACAAGAAUUCUUUGCUCGAAAGAAUCUUGUUGGAAAAAGGCAUCGAUGUCCAGGCCGAAUUGGCGUUGAAAACCGGCAGCCCAACGCUGAGUUUCCAGCAUCCCGGAGCAAACAUUCCUCAGAUUCCUGCGCAGCCUCAACUACAACGCACGGCUAUGCAACGACAGCAUGCUCGUCGCUCAGGACAAUUCUUGCCAAAACUGGCUCCGGGAUCGUCCACCUCUGACUCUGCCGUCCAGCGUGGUUCUCCCGCUCGUCCGACACCAUCAUCGCAUGCCUCCUCCCCCUCAGCCAUGUCUGUCAAAUCGCCCAUGGUCAUGCAGGCAGGUGUAGGCACCCCUCCCACAUCAGCUGGGCUCGGUCAGCCGCAGCAACAGCAACUUCCAGCGUUCCCUCGCGUCGCACAGCCGCAGUCGCAGUUCUUGCAGCUCUCUCCAAGCCUUCAGCGGCCUGGCGCACCACCGCACUUCCACAGUACCCAAAGUGUGCACUCGAGCAUGUCGACCGGCAGUCGUCAAAGUAUCGGCACACCCAUGAGUGCCGGCCUGGUGAACCCAGGCGGUGAGCAGCCGACAUCGCAGCAACUGUAUGCUGAUCCCUUUCACAAACACAUGAAUCGUCUCGAGCAAGAAUACGAUGCUCAACAAUCUCGGUCCAUGCUCGACCCUUCCGAUCCCGAGGAUCUCUCCAACCCCGCUCAGAGUCGCUUGCAAGGACGCUACCCGCAGUCCUACGACCAGCAAGCACCCCAGCCUGGAGACUACUUUCCCCAUGGCAUGAGCAUGCCUCCAGACCAACAGCAGAUGACCACGCAACAACAGCAGCAAAUGCAGGCCACAGGACAUGGCCACCCACUUGAUGGCCAGAUCCCCACCAUGGAGGAGAUGAUCGAUCCGAACGACCCCAUGCUUGACGCUGAUCCCUUUGGUUUGAGCGCAAGCAUGCAUUACCCCACUUCUUAUUCUUUUGAGCAGGCGCCACAGCGUUGAGCAUGUCUUGUUCACUUUGUUCUAGGAGGAUGCGAGGUGUUUAAUGGCUAAUAUCAACACGGUUCCCACGAGACGAGAUUUGCAUAGCGGCGACGGGAGAAAAGCUGGGCACGAUGCUUCUUGCUUUUAGCGAUGGCGUUGACAGGGUUGGUUCUCAUGGCAUUGGUGGCUAUGAAAGGCAUCUGCGAUGAACGUUCUGGGUAUUUCUGCAUGCUCGAGCGCCGGGAGAGAGUACCUUACAGUCUAGUUCUAAUACUCAAUCAAUCGUUCAGACGAUGAAA